Messenger RNA from Ylistrum balloti, 940 nucleotides. RefSeq names its product thialysine N-epsilon-acetyltransferase-like. Bases 142 to 699 code for a protein of 185 amino acids. NCBI's taxonomy places the organism in Eukaryota, Metazoa, Mollusca, Bivalvia, Pectinida, Pectinidae. The transcript is spliced from 5 exons. The record is from RefSeq and is a predicted model, not a curated record. Gene Ontology annotation, molecular function: N-acetyltransferase activity.
CUCAUUCCGCGCCGAAGGAGCAUUGUGGGCUAGUCGGAAUAUCUCGCUGUUCUCUAACGUCUGGGUGACUUAUAAGCAGCCUGAAAGAUCGACAUUAUUCAACGGCAAUUCACAGUACAUCUACCGUAAUCCACACUUACAAUGGCUGAUUUCAACAUACGACUUGCUGUAGAGAGUGAUUGUGACGAGAUCGUUCGGUUGAGACAGGAAUUAGCAGAUUACAACAAGAUAUCGGAUAAAAUGGAGAUGACAGCUGAGAAACUGAGGAGAGAUGGUUUUGGAGACCGGAAAUGUUUCCAGUGCCUAGUUGUGGAAGAUAUGAUUGCGUCAGCUUCAAAAGAUAAUGCCGUGCUGUUGGGAUACGCCUUGUACUUUUAUACAUAUUCCGCAAAGGUAGGGCGUGUUCUGUUCCUCGAGGACAUCUUCGUGUCAGCAGCCCACAGGGGGCGUGGUAUAGGAAGUAAACUAUUCCAAGACGUUGCACAGGUUGGUGUGGCCCAGGGUUGUCAGCGGAUGCAGUGGGAGGCAUAUGCUUGGAACAAACCGUCUAUAGCUUUCUACAAAAAACGGGGAGCAAAGAACAUAACAGAUUCUGAAAGCUUGCAUUGGUUCGAAAUAAACGGACCAAAAUUGGAGCAACUAGCAAAGCAAUCCUUUCCUGCGCAUUUGAACAGAGACGUUAUUGCAGAUAACAGGUGAUUUAAAGAUAAUUCUAGCACGAUUCCAAAAUGUAAAGGAUCCUGUCGACAUUUGUUUAAGUGUGAAAACGUUAAUAUUUGCACCUAUGAGAGAAGUCCACUUUUCAGUGUCAACUUUAUCUAAGGAUAUAUAUGUAGAAGUUGAAGGUAGAUAGCCAAAUAUCUGUAAUUACUCGGCAUUUAGCCUGGAGUAAGGAUAUCGGGUACACUAGCUGUUGUUGAAUUUUCACUGUAAUUACAAG